This is a messenger RNA of Suillus bovinus, 1269 nucleotides long. RefSeq lists its product as uncharacterized. The record is from RefSeq and is a predicted model, not a curated record. NCBI's taxonomy places the organism in Eukaryota, Fungi, Basidiomycota, Agaricomycetes, Boletales, Suillaceae. The coding region runs from base 223 to 1104 and encodes 293 amino acids. The transcript has 3 exons. Gene Ontology annotation, molecular function: protein binding.
GCUACCCACAGCUUCCUAUCUCACCUGAUCGACUGAUGCUUCUAAAUGCUAGGAUUGCGCGACUGUGCUUGUACUUGUGAUUGAACGUGUUAUUCUUGAGCAAUCAGAGGGACUCUUUUAGUCUCGAAGUGCCGAACCCGUACACAUAAAUUAGGCGAUAUCUGACAGCCUUUCCAGAUUGCAACCCACAGCUUACCACCAAUCGUCUGAGCCCAUACUAUCAUGGAGACCGAUUCUCAGCACGGCGUUUCGCAUGUUCAGCAUCACCCAGAGUUUUAUCUUCCAGACGGCAACAUCACCUUUCUCGUUGAAAAUACCUUCUUUCGCGUUCACAGGUCCUUCUUCGAGCGCGAAUCUCAGGUUUUCGUCCAGGAACUUGCACAAGUUCCCCAGGAUGGAAUAUCUGAUGACAGCGCGUUUCGGGUCGAAGACGUAACUAGUGAUCACUUCGCGACACUCCUCUGGGUCUGGUACAGCCCGAAGUACAGACUGGACAGGAAGUCAUCAGACAACUGGCUCGUCAUACUCGAGCUCUCUACGAGGUGGCAAUUUCCUGAGAUGAAGAAGCUGGCUAUUGAUCAGCUCCAGAAUCUCAAGAUGGACCCCGUAGAAAAGAUCGCCAUUUAUAACAAGUAUGAGAUCGAUAGAUCGCUGCUUUUGCCUGAAUACAAGCACCUUUGCACGCGGGAGGGUCAGAUGUCGAUCGAGGAGGGUGAGAAGGUCGGGUUACUCACUGUCCUCGCUAUACAUCAGGCUCGCGAGCGUGCAAUGCAGAGUGCAACGGCAAACGAGUGUCGUAGCCCGACUCCUGCUGAUGUCAAUGACGAGGAACUGGAACAGAUAUUGAGAAAUAUCUUCAAUCUCAACCCAGAUUCUACUACCAGAUCACGACGCGGCGCAGAUAUUCAGGCACUCUCGGGAGACACUAACUUCCAAGGUGCUCAGGCGCAGGGACAAUCAAACGCACCUCCUAUCAUUGGCACUCCGCGGCCCGAUGCAAGCAGAACUACGAAUGGGACGUCCGGGCUAGGUUCGGUAAGUCAGGUCUUCCACCACAAGAUGUGUUAUUUAGCUCUUUCAACAGUCCUCUCAAAACGUCAAUAGGGGUAGAGAUACUACAGGAAUGGUGUGUCGCAUGUGACUCACUCAGUACAACUGACACUCAAGGAAUAUAGGAUAGAACCAGAUAAUUGAUCAAUCGGAGGGCGAUCUGAGUCGCUCAAGUGAACGUUCGACUUGUGUGACCGAGGUUGGAGUGACACAUGUGUU